Molecule: messenger RNA, 8570 nt
Organism: Lymnaea stagnalis (great pond snail)
Lineage: Eukaryota; Metazoa; Mollusca; Gastropoda; Lymnaeidae
Source: the annotation of a GenBank genome assembly
CGACUAAUAUAAAGACAAGCACACCACCACACUCUCACAUGAUCAUUUUUGAGUUCACAGCUUAGAUGAUGCUGGUAAAAAGUGAGUACGUGUACAUUACGUUAAUAAAGAAUGCAUUGUUACUUUGUAGGGACCACAGAUCUUUGGUGAAACUUAGUUUUUUUUUUUAAAUUCGCAUUUACAAAGAAUACUGAACCGAUUUUAAAACCUUGGCUUUAAGAAAUAAAUAGAUAAUUGAGCGAAUGUUCAUUUAACACAGGCUGUCUCACAUCACUUGAUAAAUAUUAUUUUGGGAUUGGAACAUGCAACAAAUUUAUAAAAUAUUAAAGAAACAUACAGCACACCCUAAAUGCCAGAAUGAUCAAUUCAUUGAUCGUGGGCCCUUAAAAUAAAGAAGAAGGAGAAGAAGAAGAAAUUAAUAGAUAACUAUGAAAAUUAUUUAACUUAAAUAAAUAUAUGUGUAUAUGUGAGUAGCGGAGUUUAAGUGCACCCUGGACGCGCCAAUAAGAUUCCAAAAUAAAGAUAAUAAAUUUAGACUGAAAUAUUACAUUUGAGCCAGAGUCCUUAAGUCAGAUGAAAAAAAAAACCUAUAAGAGGACUCUUGAACAGAAAGGAAACUACUGCAAAAAUACAAUCAAUGUUUGCUUUUUAAAAAAAUCUCAUCUUUUGGGACAAUAUUCAAACGAUGCAUUCAUUUUUUUUUUUAAUUUAUGUAUUUAAUUUAUAUUUAUUUUAAUAAAUAAUAAUUUUGACCGGCUAUUAUAAUACUAGAAAAUAAUUAUCGAGAUAGUAAUGGCAUGCAUUUUGUAUAAUAUUUCAAUCUGCCAUUUCGAAAACUAAUCACAAUGUCGUAUGUUAAAAAGAAGUAUCUUUCCCAUUCUAAUUACGUAUCUAAAAUCAUUAUGAGCUUUAAGAAGUAUUUUUCUAGCAUAAAUUUUACGCCUACCUUAUAUGUUUUAUAAACAUGACUUGAAAUAACCAAAUCUAUAUGAUCCAUAAUUAAAUCAUUAUUGACACUAAAGGAGUUCAUUGGUGGCCUAUGUCUACGCUAGAGAAACACUUCAGGUGCGAUGUGUUUCUAAUUGUUAAAUGUUGGGUCUACAAUAGCAUUUUUCGUUAUAUUUUUAGUCUAUAAAUUGUGAAAACUUAAUGUUAAUUUUAUAAUAAAAACUUUAUCUAUCAUUUUAAAUAAAUUUUAUAUUAACGCAAUUUGAUAAAAUUUUAUCUUUAUAAAAAAAUUAGCCAAACUUUCGUAAGUUGUGCGCACGCUUGCAAAAGUUUCUGAAAAAGUACAACAAUUUUACACUAUUCGGUUAGUUGCUUGAGGCCCUAAAUUUGUUUUUUCCUGGUAUACUCUAUACUAGUAAAACUGCAGAUAGAAUCUUUAUGGAGAACAAAUUAAUAACUAGAUUUGGUACGUUGUCUCCAUAUGGAUUAAACCAAAUCCAUAGUUUUACUUAGCUGCCAUGUCUUUUUCCUGUUUGGUUUUUCCAAUUAUGUUAAAAUCACUUCCUUUCUACUUCUCUUUACUUUGUUUUUGUCUGGUUUUAGCGCCCUCUCCUAUAUUUUUUCUGUUUUAGGUAGGAUUUGUAUAUUGAUAUUAUGUAAAUUUAAUUUAUACUUAUUUAAAUGUGUUGUGUUUGUUUGUACUGAUGAAGGCAUGUGCCGAAACGUUUAAUUGUGUAUAAUGUAUAAUCAUAAUUAAAGCUAACUCAUAUUGUUCUAUUGACACAAUUUGUUCGUGUCUUAUUAAUCUAUUUUAAAGCUUUAUCGCAGUCCAACACUUUUUAUAAUUGUUUUUUCCUAUAUGAGCUAUUUGAAUAUAUAUUUCAAAAGAGAUAUUGCAUGGGUGGGCGAAAUUUAGUUAAUGUCAUUUGGUAUGUUUCAUAAUUUAGUAGUUUUCUGAAUUUGUAAAACCAUUUUAAAAUAUUCCAUUUUGGGAUGGGGACCUUAAAUCGUUAUUUUGAAAAUCUUAUAUGAGCAAUUUAAUUAUAAUUUCCUUAUGCGUUCAUAUACGAUUCAUUCGAUUGCGAUAAAACUUUGGUGAGUUUUUGUCCGGGCGCUAACAACAGUUUCUAAAUAAUAAUAAUCAUAAUAAUAAAGUGUAUUUCAAAAACAUGCUUCAUCCCCAAAGACUCGAAGCGCGGUACAAGAGUAAAAAAACUAUAAUUUACCACAGUUAAAACAAACGCAACACUACAAAAACUAAUUACAAGCAUACAAUGUCAAAGUCUUUCAACCCAUUUCAACCGGGUACAAAUAAGUACAUCCAUUAUACACUAUUCCGUUUGAAGCCAGGGGCCCUACACUCUUUAAAAAAAAAUUAUAUGACAUUUUGAAAUAUAAUUUCAAAUAAAGCUAUUGCAUGGGUGGAGCAAUCGCUAGAAAUGUGUGGAAUAAAUUUUGAAACUCCAUGCUCCUCAAAUGGACACUUGUAUAUGGCCAACUCACGCGCCUAAAAUCCUUCUAAGUUAUUCGUGUAUGCACCAGAAGAUAAAACUAAUAAUCUUGUCUAAAUAAAAAGUACUUGGAAAAAACAUUAUUAAAAUUCAAACACCCUUUUUUUUUUUUGAGUGGCAUUGCAAUGCAUGCUGGGUACCCACUCGCUAUUUUUAAAAGAAGAUAUGACGCUGUACUGCUUGUAAAUAUUGGAAGACAUUUAAUUAUAAGUAUUAUAACCAUUAAUCUGAAAAAAAAAUGAGCUUCCUUCUCUCUAUGGCCUUUAUAUUUUUUUUACAAAGAGGAAAAACUUAAAUUAGGUCAGAGUUAUAGAAAAUCUCUAACCCUGUUUUUUCACGCCACUGAACUAUAUUUUUAGAGGUUCAAAAAUAAAAAUUCAGAUUAAAAUUUAACGCCUUGAAUUGAAAAUUUAUUUAGCAAUAAAUAUGUUCAUAAUUUCUUUCUUUUUAUACUUAAAAUCUCAUUUUGCCAAAUAUUUAAAACCAACUUUCAAUGUAAACACAUUUUAUGGUCAUUAAUAUUUGCCCUCCUUUUUGCUUGCCCCUGAUCUGUAUGUUCGCUUAAACUCUUAAUAUCCGUAGUUUUCUUUACUUUCCCUUUCCCCAUUUCACAUUUUUUAUAUGUGUAUCUUAUGUAAGUAUGUCUAUAAGAGUCGACAUUCUUAAACCUUUAAUGAAAAUCUAAAAAAAAUUUUAUAAAGCCCGUAGUACCAUAUGAUUUAAAGAUUCUGUCAUGUACCACCCUCUUUCGUCCUAAAAUGUAUUUACUGAAAAUAAUUAGGCACACUAUUUUUAAAUCUAUAUGUUUCCAGUUUGAUACAAAAUUUGAUUUUAGAUAUUGAACUGCCUAUACUUAUCAUAUGGUGCCACCCACUUUUUGAACUAAUACGUGUGGCUUGAGGCGAAAUGAGAAAAAUAUCGCUGAACAUCCCCCAAAUUUUUCUCCCGAAAACAACCUAACGUUUUAAUAAACAUGAAUAAAAUAAACUGGGAUCGACAAAGUUAUGGACGUCAAUAAGAAAGUUGUGCAGCUCCUUGCUAUUAUUUAUUAAAUUCUAAUUCCUGUUCCUACUUUUAUAACUGAACUUAUUGCAUUUUAUUUUUUUUUUAUUUUUUUUUUUUUUUGGGUGGUGGGGGAUGGGAAUAUUCAAGGCAUAUUUAGUUUAUUUAUUGAGAAAUGAUUUAUAAGUCGCAUGUGUUUUAUUUAUUAAAUUCUAAUUCCUGUUCCUACUUUUAUAACUGAACUUAUUGCAUUUUAUUUUUUUUUUAUUUUUUUUUUUUUUUGGGUGGUGGGGGAGGGGAAUAUUCAAGGCAUAUUUAGUUUAUUUAUUGAGAAAUGAUUUAUAAGUCGCAUGUGUUUUUUGUUUUAAUUUUAAAAUGUUGUAUUUCUUAAAAUAUUAAUUUAUUUUUAAGUUCAAAAUGAAUAUGUACAACGUAUCUUUUUAAAAAGUUCCAUCUUUUUUUCGAGAAUCAAUAAUCACAUGUUAUAGUAUCUAUAUUUAUAUAAAAAUUAUAACCAAAGCUUAAAUAUCAAUUUUCAUCGGAUUUACGAGAUAUUUAUAUAUUGAAAUGAAGCCUUAGCCCAACAUUUUCCUUUCUCUUGAAAUGUGAAUACAGAAAUUUUCAAAAUGCACAGUUCACACUUUUAGUUUAAAUAUUCACUAAUAUUUGCGUCUCUUUUUUUUGUCUUUGAAAACUUCAUCAACUGCAUGAAAACAAUUCAAAGAUCAUGACGCUUAGCUAUCAAAGUCUCUAAGUUUAUAAAAAGAGAACAAGAAAACCAACAUCAAAAUACCAAUAAAAAAAAAGCCAAUGGAAUUAAAAAAAACAACAUUAAUAUAUUUAUAUGAACGCAAUAGUCUUUUUUUUCCGUAGGUCAUUUUAUGUCACUAAGACGUUGCUUUUAUAAACCUUCAUUGGUCGAACACUAGAGUAAAAAAUAUCCAUGAAACAUUUCAACUCCCAUUUUAAGGUUUGAAAUCCAGAACAGUGAUUGAGAACGGGACGACUGGAGUACCUAAGUGGGCGCAUAGAUAUAGGUGGUUAACAAAUUACAGAAUGUAAGGUUCAGUUUCGUGGAAAUGUUGCGCUUAAAAUCGGAAUAUUUUGAGGAAAAGAAAAAUUUGCUGGUUCGGGAAUAGAGGUGAAUAUUUCUUAAAAAAUAUGAGACAAUAAAUGCGUAUAUCUAUGUAUAUAUUUACCGGGUUUGAUCAGGUUAUGAAAACAACUAACUACCACAGGCUUCGCAAUUUCCUCUCGCGAAACCAUAAUAUCAUUUUACUUCAAUAGAAGAAUGAAAAAAAGUUAAUAGGGAUAUGUUUUUUUAAUAAAUAUUUUGACAUUAAAAUGAAAUAAAGACGAAAUUAAAACGCGUAUCAAUAAAUACCAUGACAUUUUAAAGUAUGCGCAAAAAGUAUUUCUGCAACUUGAAAGCGUAAGUGCAUGUGUACAAUGUGAACAACUGUAGCUGUCACGUGUACCAAUAAAUAAAAUAAAUUAAUUGUAUAACGUCCAUUGUUUGGAUAUAUGUCUCUCGACGUUGACUGAAGUAUUCAUAAUGGACGAGAGAAACUACAUAUGUGGUUAUUAAUAAUAUGAUUAUUUCUUUAUUUUCAGUUUUCUUUUUUUAAAAAUAUUUUUAUUAAAAAAACACAUUUAAAAUAUAACUUUAAAACAACAUAUGCAUACAAUUUUUUAAAUUUGCAGAUGUCAAAGCCAGCGUACAUAUUUUUGCUUGUUGGAAAAACCGGAGUUGGAAAAAGCGCUCUAGGAAAUUCAAUACUAGGAAAAUAUGUAUUUGAAAGUAAGAUUUCACCAGAAGCCGUUACAAAUAAGAUACUUAAAGAAUCAACGGAACGAGACGGCAUACAUAUUACAGUUGUAGAUACUCCAGGAUUUAUGUCCCCUGACCUCAAGAGAGAGGAGACUAUGGUUCAAGCAUGUAAGGACAUGAAAGAUGCAAUGCGUGUGUGCCCAUCCAAUGGUAAACUCGCUGUAAUAUUUGUUAUAAAAUUCGGCGAACGAUUCACAAACGAAAACAAGGACACUUUGUAUAUUCUGGAAAAUACUUUUGGUAAAAACAAUAUCUGGAAGUCUUGCAUGAUUGUGAUGACCUUCGGUGAUCUCUAUGAUCGUGCUUUUGGAAACAAGUAUUUUUACGAGUAUCUCAAAGAACAAACUGGAGAAUACGGAGAGUUGUUUAAAAAAUGUAAUUAUAAGUGCGCCCUUUUUAGUAACGAAACACAAAAAAAUGAGGAGAAAAGUAAACAGCUUAAAACGUUGUUAAAUUGCGUGAGUAAUCUGGACCAAAGUUACACGCACAUUAAAUUUCAACAAGCUAUUAAAGAGCAAAAUCGCAUUGAACUAGAAGCCAUCUUACCAAAACUAAGAGAAGACUUUCAAAAGAAUAUUCAACAGUUAACUUGCAAAAUAAAUGACAUAAAAUUUUUUCCAGAACCAUCGGACGGAUUAAAGGAAGUUGAAGUUGUUGUUCGUGAUAAAUUAAAUUAUGCAAAUGAGCUGGAUUCACCAGAAGCAAUUUAUUACGCAGACAACGAAACACGUCUUUUAGAAGACAUAAGGCUUUCUUUUUUUAAUUUGGAACAUUUGAUAGAAACAAAGAAAGAAGAUUUUCGACACAUGAAGAUAGAUCAUGAUUUUCGGAUAGAAAUCGAAGAGAUCAAAGAGUUUAUAACGACGACUGACCCAACGAAUAAAGACAUAUUUGAAUGUGUGAAACUCAUAGAAGAAAAAAUAAGAGAUAAAACUUUAAUUAUAAAGAAAUAUCAUUUGAGAACUGAAUUUGUAGAUAGUCUAAAUAAAUAUAUCACUAGCGCCAGACAAGAACUAGAGAAUCUUAAACUGAGAGCACAACAAGCAGAAGAAGAAGAAAUAACCAAGAAGAGAGACGAUAUAGACACGUGUUUAAAAAAUAUUAACUCUCAUGAUAAAGAGGCUACUGGGCACCUAAAUAAGCUAAAACAGGAAACGAACACUUUAAUAGGGCGUCUAGAAAAAAAAAACUUGCUUAUAAAAAAACAAACAGCAAAAUGCAUUAAAUCAUCACUGAAAAGAAUCCUACACGAUAUAAAAAACAAAGAGGAAAUAGUAAGACAAUGCAAAAUUACAGAUAGUUUAAAAAUAACAAUUACAAAAAUUAAACAAGAUAUAAUUAAUAAUGAUCCUAUAAAUGAUGGGACCGAUAGCUUUAUUUCUGAUGUUGAUCAAACAUUGCAAUCUCUGGAGAAAUCGGUAAAAAAAGCAGAUUUGAGCAAAGAAUUCAAAGAGCCCCUCAAGCUGUCAAUAAUUAAGGCUCAAAGCCAUCUUCAAACUUUAAAAAAGCAAGUUCAGGAAAGAAAAGAAACGGAGAUAAAAACCCUUUUAAAAAGUAUUACUGAAAGAGUCCACAAUACCGAUUGUCAAGAUAAAGAAACUUUAAACAUUUUACAUCAAGCUCGUGAAGACAGCAACUCAUUAAUGUAUAAACUAAAUCAAGAUAGAAAUACAAUAAAUGAUGACCUCUUUGAAACGGCAACAAAACAAUUAAAUCAAAUUGAAAAAGAAAUGGAAAUAAAAAAACAAACAACAACACAGACCAUACAUACAGACCAAAUGAUGAUAAAAGUUAAUGACGUCAUAAAAGCGAUUGACCAAAUAAAUCUAGGUGAUCAAAACAUGACUGAAACUAUUUUCAAACUUGAAACAGAAGUGUUACAGUUACAGAAGGAAGCAAACGAAAGCAAUGUUGGUGACACGUUUUUACAUCGUCUAAAAGAUGCAGUUCGAACUUGUCAGGAAUUUAUGCUUAAUGCUACUGCCUUGAUUGAAAAGAUAAGAAAGGAAAAAUUGGAAUUUGAAUUUGAAAAAAUAAAAGAAAAAUUAUGUCAGCUUGAUUUUGGAAGCGGAUCGUGUGAGCAAGGAAUGAAAAAAAUUAAAGCACAUCUAAAACAGCUUAAAUACAAAAUUGAACAAGAAGAAUUAAAGGAAGAUGUAAAAGAAUAUUUAAUUUUAGCAGUCAAAUCAAUGAAAUUAGUCAUCAAUGUUAAAAAUGAAGACGCAACGCAAAGAACCACAGCCAUAAAUAUCAUGAAAGAAAUUCAAUUUAUAACGAUCCGAAUUGAUGAAAUUUCAUCUAACAAGGAAAAUAUACUUGCUACAUAUACGGAAUUUGAGGUGGAAGUGCUUGAAUCUAAAAAAAACAUAGCUGAAGCGGAUUUAAGGGAUGCGAUAAAAAAUGAGUUAUUUUCAGCUCUUGAAAGUGCUGAGAAGAUUCUUAAUAAGCGUAAGCAAGAUACGAUCAAAACGAUUGAUUUGGAUAUUGAGAGCAUUUUAAAUAGUAUUAUUAGAGCAAAUCCAGAUGAUGUAGACAUAACUACGGCACAAUAUAUUAUAAAGGAGAAAUUAAGGUUGUUAAAACUAAGAAUUGGUGACGAUUUCACAGAGAAAUAUGAAGUUUGUGAAAAUUGCUUUAGAAAGUUAAUUUUACGAGUUGAAACGUUUAAUCAAAUAAUGGCAGAUAUUGAUUCACUUAUUUCUAAUAUAAAAAACUUAGUCAUCCCAUGCAGACCGUCUGAUUUCAAUGGCCUCGAAGGAGAUGUUCAAAAUAUAACAAAGGAUAUUCGCAAGAAAAUAAAAUUUGAAAUUGAUUUUGUGAAAGUUUCGGAGCGAAUGAAACGCUGUGUUAAAGCAAUUGAAAAUAAAUCAAAACAUAAUAAAUUGAAAAUAGCUGAUAGAGCAUUCCGUUCCGUUCCUAUAAUUGGAACAAUAAUCGGACAUUAUGGUUUUACAGCUUAUCUUGAUGCCCAUGAAAGAAAACAGUCGACAAUUUUAUAAAAAAAAUAAAUGUUUUUUUUGUUUAAUUUUAUAAAUUUUAUAACAAUUAUGUAUAAAACAAAAGUUCAGAACAAAACCCUGCACCUAUCUGUGUUUCUGCUUUGUUAUAGAUUUAUAUCUAUCUGUAUUUUAAAUCUCAAAUGCCAUCCUAGUGCAUGCAAUUAAUGCCAUAAUCGGUUUCAAAGUAAUUAUCAAAACAUUUUCAUUUUUUUUAAAUAGGAAAAUAGUAUUUGCCAUGUUUUUCACAGAAGAUAAAUAAGUAUCGGCCACUGAUAAUUU